Messenger RNA from Mytilus trossulus (common blue mussel), 1031 nucleotides. RefSeq lists its product as uncharacterized. Gene Ontology annotation, molecular function: mRNA binding; zinc ion binding. NCBI's taxonomy places the organism in Eukaryota, Metazoa, Mollusca, Bivalvia, Mytilida, Mytilidae. The transcript has a single exon. Gene Ontology annotation, cellular component: perinuclear region of cytoplasm. Bases 123 to 779 code for a protein of 218 amino acids. The record is from RefSeq and is a predicted model, not a curated record. Gene Ontology annotation, biological process: oogenesis; negative regulation of translation.
AUCAAUCAUCAAAGGUCAGCGAGCUGUCAAUCAAAAUUCCUUGUAUAAAGAUAAAUUCUCCUUCGCACCAUAUGCGUAGAUGCUGACGAAGUGAACGCAUGUGAUUUCAUAAGAUUGCAAAUAUGUAUAGCUUGAACCAGGAUUAUUUAAAACUUAGUGACUUUUUGAGAAAUAAUAGGAAAGAAGAUGUAAUAUGUCCAGGUCUUAAGCCGUUUAAUCCGACUGGCACUACUGUUUUAGCACCGGAAAAUCCAGAGCCUGUGGUAAUCCGAGAAGUUCAUAUUAUCCAGUUUGUACCUGUGCCGGUUUUACCUGUUGACGAGGAGAGGAUUGUGGCAAUGUGGCCACUUGAGGAAGAAAACAUGACCGGAAGACCAACAACAAAUGACAAACAUAUCGAACAUUAUCGUAACGGUGAACUGGACUUGACCAAUAGCAUGCAUUCUGUCACACAACAGAAAAGCCGAAAAUGGAAAAUAAAUGACAAUACUUUUCGAGGAAUCGCCGGGGGACGAAAACAAAAUGGAUGUGGCUUCUGCAGGCGGAAUGGAGAAAGAGCGGCAUUCUUUUAUUCCCAUUCUCUGAAGGAUUUGCACGGUAAUGUUGAAUGUCCAAUUCUAAGGAAUUAUACUUGUCCUCAAUGUCAGGCGACGGGUGACUACGCCCAUACAGUAGCAUACUGUCCUAUGGGUCGAGAUAAGGCACCAAUAACGUCUAUAAAGUCAACAAGAAAGAGUUGUGGCUGUAAAUGGUCAGACAAACACUGCCACUGUACAUGAACUUGGUCAACUUUUUAAAACUUUUUGUUAGUUCGCUUUUUGAUGAAGGAAAGAAAUCCUUGCGUUUAUCGAGUAUUAACCAACAAAUUACCAAGACCCGUUUGAUGUUAAUUAUCUUGGUAUUGUGUAUAAAGGAAUAAAAUACAUUGACUGUCUGAACUUCACAUGUAAUUCUUGAACUUGGUAUCAUUGGAAAAUGUAAUUCGAUCGUUUAUAUUAAUUUCACAUAAUAGUACCAUUACAGAAAAAAGA